Molecule: messenger RNA, 495 nt
Organism: Penaeus chinensis
Lineage: Eukaryota; Metazoa; Arthropoda; Malacostraca; Decapoda; Penaeidae
Product: zinc finger protein 271-like
Exons: 6
Coding region: 1-495 (164 amino acids)
Biological process (GO): regulation of transcription by RNA polymerase II
Molecular function (GO): DNA-binding transcription factor activity; RNA polymerase II cis-regulatory region sequence-specific DNA binding
Source: RefSeq, a predicted model, not a curated record
AUGUGUCGCCGAUACAAUAUCGCCGAUAUUUUGGACGACAAUGAGUUUCCUCGCAUACACGAAACAAAUGCAAAGGAUUCGUGUGACUUGGUUCAGGAUUGUAAUGACUUGUUAUUAAGAGAUGCAUUUGUCGCUGAGGACUGUGGGAACAAGUUUUCAUCAGAUGGGGAUCAGGCGAUGCACAAAGAAAGUCUUGAGGAGGAGUUACAACAUAAAGUAGAAGCAUUGAACGUUUCGUAUGUGAGUCAUGCCUUCUCACAGAAAGGUAACCUAGUGAGGCAUAUGAGAGUUCAUAAAAAGGAGUAUUGUGAGCUUUUUAACAAGGUGAUCUCUGAUAAAAGUAAUCUAUUAAGACAUAUAAGAGUGCAUACAAAGGAGACGUCAUACAGCUGUGAUAUUUGCGACAAGAUCUUCUCACGGAAAGCUCAUCUCGUAGUAUGGCUUUUGGCCUUCUCAGAUCUCUUUGAUGGGAACGCUUCCCCAGUUUUGAGGUAA